Molecule: messenger RNA, 718 nt
Organism: Drosophila rhopaloa
Lineage: Eukaryota; Metazoa; Arthropoda; Insecta; Diptera; Drosophilidae
Product: nuclear protein 1
Exons: 1
Coding region: 95-301 (68 amino acids)
Biological process (GO): negative regulation of cell cycle; negative regulation of cell population proliferation; regulation of transcription by RNA polymerase II
Cellular component (GO): nucleus
Source: RefSeq, a predicted model, not a curated record
AAAAAUUCAAUUCCAGUCUGCGAAUUUGCAGAGAAGAAUAUAAGAAAAAUCUAAAUCGCAACGCAGUUAGUUUGUGCAACUUAAAAUCAUCAUUAUGUCCGAGGCGCACUUUGAUGAAUACGAGCACUACAACUUCGACCAUGACAAGCACAUUUUCUCUGGCCACAGCGGCAAGCAGCGCUCCAAGAAGGAGGCCACCGAACACACCAACCACUUCGAUCCCUCAGGCCAUUCCCGAAAGAUUCUAACCAAGCUGAUGAACACCAACAACAACAAAAAGGCUGCCGCCUGCAAGAACUGAUGCAGGGCAUCGGAGGCGGAGGAGCGGUACGGAAAAAGCAAGAAGUAACGGGGAAAGAAAUAUUCGAAUUUAAAGGAAAAGAAAGGAAAGGAAAGAAGAGAAAAACAGUUGAAAUCAAAUCGCAGCAGUCGCUGGAAGCAAAGAAAAGAGAGAACGAGAGAGAACAUCAAAAGCCACCUGGAAAUACACUUUGCAUUUGUAUUGUGCAUUGAGUUUUCAUGCGGCGCAAAACUUUGUGAACUUGUAAUAAUUUUAUUUCGCUUAUAUUUUCACAAACAAAAAAAACUUAGCUUCUAAAUAUUCCUAAACUAAUUCAGACUUACACGUUUUAGUUGCUAAGCCUUAGUGCGUUUCAAAUUAUGAAGUUUGAUUUAGGUAUUACUUAUAAAAUAAACAAAAAACCAAAACUGAAUUAUA